GGCCGGGCCCCGCGCCGAGAGGCUGGUGGACGAAGCCGGGAUCACCUGCCCGCCUCGCCUCCUUGGCGCGUCCCGCCCGGCGGGGAAUCCCCUGGCCAGUCCGCCUUCCGCUCCCCGCCGCCGCGCCUCGCUCUCGGCCGCCUUCCCCAUGCUGCCCGCCCUGCGGGCGGCGCGCUUGGCAGGCGGCCGGACAUCCGCGCCCGCCCAGAGGAUUUUCUGCGCGGGCGGCCGUUUGCGCGCGCAGCGCCAACGCCGCUAGUCGCGCAAGAGGCGUCCGGCGCGGGAUCCCUCGCCCUCGGCGCCUCCCGCAGCGCGGCUCGGAGGGGCUUCCUCGCCGCCGCCGCUUUCCCGCGUUCGGCGAAAGGCUGCCGCCCGCCCGCCCCGCCCCGCCUCUUCCAUGAGCAGAGCGGGAGCGGCGGCGGCGGCGGCCGAGGCGGCGGCCCCAGAGCCUCGCUUCUCUUCCCCGCCGGGUUUAUGAAUGGCCUGGCCAUGGAGGACCUGCCGUUUCAGAAAGCCAGGAAGGCGAGCAAGAAGAAGUGCCUCCGCCGCUGCGGCUCCUCCUGCUGCUGCUACUGCCGCCGCUGCUCCGCAGCCUCCUCUCCUCCCGGGGCGGCGCCAGCGGCGGCGGGCGGCCAGAACGGCGGCGGCGGCGCCCCGGGAGCGGCGGCCGUCGGAGGGGCUCCGGCUGCGGCGGCGGCGGCGGCGCUGCUGGACGGCGCGUCGGCGUGCGAGGACCAGUUCGCCUGCAAGGAGCUGGAGUCGCUCUUCCAGAACUACAACCUGAAGCUGGAGCAGACCUCGACGCUGAAGGCGCUGGCCGUGCUCAUCGCGCUGACGGGCAGCCUGGCGCUGCUGGAGCUGCUGUCGGCGCCCGGACUCACCAUCUCGAAGGGCUCGCACCCGGUGCACUGCAUCAUCUUCCUCUCGCUCUUCAUCGUCACCAACGUCAAGUACCUGCAGGUCACGCAGCUGCAGCAGAUCGUCAAGCUCACCUUGCUCUUCAGCUUCACCUUCGCCUUCCUCUGCUGCCCCUUCUCGCUGGGUGCGCACGGCGCCGAGCCUCCCAGCGCCCCCGAGCAGGGCAUGUGGCAGCUGCUGCUGGUCACCUUCAUCUCCUACGCGCUGCUGCCCGUCCGCACCCUCCUGGCCAUCGUCUUCGGCGUCGUCGUGGCCGCCUCGCACCUCAUCGUCGCCCUCACUUCGGCCAGCGCCAAGAGGCAGCCUCUCUGGAGGACGCUUGUGGCCAAUGCUAUCCUUUUUGUCAGUGUAAAUUUGUAUGGGGUCUUUGUGAGGAUUUUGACAGAGAGGGCACAAAGAAAGGCAUUCCUUCAGGCCAGGAACUGCAUAGAGGACAGGCUGAAGCUGGAGGAUGAAAAUGAAAAACAGGAGCGACUUCUGAUGAGUCUUUUGCCCAGGAAUGUUGCCAUGGAAAUGAAGGAAGAUUUCCUGAAGCCACCUGAAAGGAUUUUCCAUAAAAUUUACAUUCAGAGACAUGACAAUGUUAGCAUAUUGUUUGCAGACAUUGUGGGAUUCACCAGCUUGGCAUCGCAAUGCACUGCUCAAGAAUUGGUGAAGCUUCUGAAUGAACUCUUUGGGAAGUUUGAUGAAUUGGCUACCGAAAAUCAUUGCAGAAGGAUAAAAAUCUUAGGGGACUGUUACUACUGUGUGUCAGGACUGACCCAGCCCAAAACAGAUCAUGCCCACUGCUGUGUGGAAAUGGGAUUGGAUAUGAUUGACACCAUCACAUCAGUAGCUGAAGCCACUGAAGUAGAUCUCAACAUGAGGGUCGGCCUGCACACAGGAAGGGUGCUUUGUGGUGUCCUGGGCCUUCGCAAAUGGCAGUAUGAUGUUUGGUCAAAUGAUGUGACUCUGGCUAAUGUAAUGGAGGCUGGAGGCUUGCCUGGGAAAGUGCAUAUUACAAAGACCACCUUAGAGUGCCUGAAUGGGGACUACGAGGUAGAACCAGGCUAUGGCCAUGAAAGGAACAGUUUUUUGAAGAAGCAUAAUAUUGAGACCUUUUUCAUUGUGCCAUCUCACCGGAGGAAGAUAUUUCCUGGUCUCAUUCUCUCUGACAUAAAGCCUGCCAAAAGAAUGAAGUUCAAGACUGUAUGUUAUCUGCUGGUUCAACUUAUGCAUUGUCGUAAAAUGUUCAAAGCUGAGAUCCCUUUCUCCAAUGUGAUGACUUGUGAAGACGACGACAAGAGGAGGGCAUUGAGGACAGCAUCAGAAAAACUCAGGAACCGUUCCUCUUUUUCUACAAAUGUUGUGUACAACACUCCUGGAACUCGAGUGAAUCGAUACAUUGGCCGUUUAAUAGAGGCCCGGCAAACUGAGUCGGAGAUGGCAGACCUACAUUUUUUCACCCUGAGGUACAAACAGAUUGAGCGCGAGCAAAAAUAUCACCAGCUUCAGGAUGAAUAUUUCACCAGUGCUGUCGUCUUGUCAUUGAUUCUAGCUGCCUUAUUUGGCCUUGUCUACCUUUUAAUAAUCCCACAGAGUACCAUCGUGCUUGUCCUUCUGGUGUUCUGCAUAUGCUUCCUGGUGGCAUGUAUCAUGUACCUGCAUGUCACCCGAGUACAAUGUUUUCCAGGGUGCCUGACAAUACAAAUUCGAACAAUUUUAUGUGUUUUUAUUGUAAUAUUAAUUUAUUCAGUGGCACAAGGCUGUGUGGUUGGAUGUAUGCCUUGGGUUUGGAGUACUAAUUCCAGCAGCUCCAUAGUUAUCAUUUCUUUGAGUGGGACAAAUAAGACAAUGAGUGAACUUCCGUGCGAUGCAGCCCAUUAUGCAUUUCUCUCCUGCGUUGUGGGGACUCUGACCCUGGCAAUAUUUCUACGCGUAUCUUCCUUGCCAAAAAUGAUCCUCCUGCUUUUUGUUACAAUUUUGUACAUAGUCAUUUUGGAACUCAGCGGAUACAGAAAAGCAGUGGGGGGUGGCUCUUUUUAUAUUCGUGGCUAUGAACCCAUCUUGGCCAUCUUGCUGUUUUCCUGUGCUUUGGCACUUCAUUCCAGGCAGGUGGAUUUGAAGCUACGUCUCGACUACCUCUGGGCUAUGCAGGCAGAAGAAGAGAGAGAUGAUAUGGAAAGAGUGAAACUGGAUAACAAAAGAAUUCUCUUCAAUCUUUUGCCAGCACAUGUUGCACAGCAUUUUCUCAUGUCUAAUCCAAGGAACAUGGACCUAUAUUACCAGUCCUAUUCACAAGUGGGAGUGAUGUUUGCUUCCAUCCCAAAUUUCAACGAUUUUUACAUUGAACUGGAUGGCAAUAACAUGGGAGUUGAAUGUUUACGCCUCUUAAAUGAAAUUAUUGCAGAUUUUGAUGAGCUUAUGGACAAAGAAUAUUAUAAGGACAUUGAAAAAAUCAAGACGAUUGGCAGCACAUACAUGGCAGCCGUGGGACUUGUACCAACUACUGGCACCAAGGCAAAGAAAUCAAUUUAUUCCCAUCUCAGUACACUGGCUGAUUUUGCAAUAGAAAUGUUUGAUGUUCUUGAUGAAAUCAACUAUCAGUCUUACAAUGACUUCGUUCUUCGGGUUGGUAUUAACGUGGGCCCUGUAGUGGCUGGGGUCAUUGGUGCUAGAAGACCACAGUAUGAUAUCUGGGGUAACACUGUAAAUGUUGCCAGUAGAAUGGAUAGUACUGGAGUGCAAGGUAAAAUUCAGGUUACAGAAGAAGUCCAGAGGAUACUGAGGAGGUGCAGUUAUGACUUUGUAUGUCGGGGUAAAGUCAGUGUCAAAGGCAAAGGUGAAAUGCUGACCUAUUUCCUAGAAGGAAAGGCCAAUGGAAGCAAUUCGCUAACACGGUCAUUUAACUUAGAGCGGAAAAUGUACCCUUAUGGGCGAGCAAACAUUCAGACUAAACUGGGCACCAGUUGCCCAUCUAUGUCCUCAUCUCCCAGCCUUUCAGCAAAUGCCGUUGCUGGGACACUUCAAGCCCCGUCCACCCACACCAAUCUGACGCUGCACUAUCUUCCCUCUGUGCCGGCCAUAAAAGAGGCAUGAGAACCAUGAAGAUUUUGGCUGGGCCAUUGCAGUGAUCGCAGAGAGCAGAGGUCACCUGGAUUUUCACAAGGAAGCUGAAGACUACAGGAUUUGGUGUCAACUAAGAUGUCUACAAUCCAACCAAAGAGAACCUGGGAACACCGUAUAUGAAUUUGUGGAUCAAAUAAGGGCUAGCAAUUCUGUUAAGAAAAGUCUACUGCUGAUUUUCUGAAGAAAAGGAAAAUUUUAUCAGCAAAUCUAAAGGGUAAAUGAAUUAACAGAAAAAGUCAUGGUGAGACUGGCUGUGUGUGUGUGUGUGUGUGUGAGAGAGAGAGAGAGAGAGAGAGAGAGAGAGAGAAAGAAAGAAGAAAGAAAGAAAGAAAGAAAGAAAGAAAGAAAGAAAGAAAGAAAUUGUCAAUUUUUGGCAAAUCCUGCGAUUGGUGACUGUCGGUAUUCAUUCAGAAAACUAUAAAAGCAAUGCUGGAAAUAAUAGUGACACAACACAGUUGAGAGAGAAGGGUGAUGUGUGUAGAUACAUGUAUCUAAUGCACACAUCUAUAUAUAUAUUUAUAUAUUUCCUAUAUAAAGAUGGGAGAGGUUUAUAGUUAUAGAAAAUUGACGUCCUGCAAUGGCAAAGAGGAAGAAUGCUCUUAUAAUCAUAUCCAAUGUGGUUGCCUCUAAAAUGUCUGUAGCUGAUGUUUGAGGGAGGGCGUGUAAGGACAAAUGAGACAUAUCUGAGGUUUAAGGAAGCAGUGUAGAGUCCCUUCACACAACAUUUGGGGGGGGGCAAGAAAUUUUUGGCAAUGUCUUUAAUAUAGGAAGUAGCAAGUCCUCAGGUAAACAAAUGUAGUUCUUUAAAAAAAUGUGUUUUUUCAAAUAUUUAACAAUGAGUCUUUGAUGAGGCUGCAGGUCGAUUCACUGGAAUCUAUUGUAAUAAAUCAGAAUCUAGCUUUGUAAGACUUCAUUCUCACUCUAGAGAGGCAGCUGCUGCACUCUUAAGAGGUGGUCUGUGUGAUUGGAGUUUCCAUGUGAUUUCUGGGCUAAGCCUAACUUGCCUCUGGAUAAAUGCUGCAAAGUGGCAGGCAUAGGAAUGCCAAGAGAGUAUUAAGGUAGGAUUUAUGCCUUUUCAGCAGGUCAAACAGCUGGCCAUUUGUCUGUAUAGUCUUUUAUUAGAAGCAUUUGCCAACAUAUGCAUUUAGGUGAUUCAGUUCCACUGAAUAGGAGAAUUCUGCUCAUGAACAGAACUUGUUCCAUUCAUGAAAUGGAACAUUUGGAUCUCUCCAUAUUGUUUGAUGCCAGAGUUUUGCAGAACUCUGUUUCUGCACAAGGGUUCUUCUCACCUGCCAUUUGGAGAUUCUCACCGGCAAACUUAGAGUGGAGACUUCAUUUGUUUGUUUUCUAGAUCAGAUGUUUAACCUGAUAUUUUCAUAGGGUGACUCAAUAAUGUACCAGCACAUCUUUUUGCACAAUAUUGAUUCGGGUGUCUCGAAUGGAAGUAAUAUCUUUUCAUAAUAACAUUGCAAAUUUGACCUCUUUGGGGAAAUGUCAGCCCACAGGGUGGGCUGUGUAUGUUUGUGUGUUGCACAUGGAUGCAUACUUUACCCAUUUUCUGAUCUCAUGAGUAUUAAUUCAUGCCAUUGUAUGCAGCUCACCUGGGAAGCCCUAUUAAUACGAGUGGGAUUUGCACAAGAGCAAACGUUCUCCUUUGUAGCUCACCCCCGUUUUGGCACUUGCUCUUCAGUAAGAUGGUUGCAGUAGAUCAAAUACCAGCAGGAAGUGCAAGGUCUGGGAGCCCAGGAACCAGCUUCCCUGCUAAAGUGUGACUAGAGAGUGAUUUGGAAACAGCAAGAGGAAGGGGGCUCAACCCUUAUCUUUCCCAGUGCCCUUUCUCCUGAGCCAGCUUUCCCUUGCUAGAGUCCGUUUUCCCCAGCGGACAACCUGGCAAGGAGAAUAUCCAGAGGUUUGUUGUUUAUGUUUCCUCCUCCCCUAAACUGCAUUUGUCUUAAUCCCCAUCAGCAUUACUUACAGGAACUAUAGUCUGGUUGGAAACAACUGCCACUUUCUUUUCUUACUGUGAGGAAAUGCCUCGUGUUGUAGUUUGGCACAUCUCAAGAACAGCUACAUGAAACAACCUUUGGGAAGCUUUCUUAAUUGACUUUUAGUGAGUUCUUUCUUGUAUGCACAGGAAGUUGGAAGCAACAGUGUGCUAAAACCAGUAGAAUUCUAUCUAAAGCUGCUAAAAGAUGUUGGAGAGCUUGGUGCAAUAAUUUGGUGUCUCAAAAUAGUCUAGGGGCACCACCAAACUGCUCUCUUGCCUGGUUUCCAUUCAUUUCAUUGCAGCUUUUCCAGAAGUUGUUGGUGAAUCCACAGCUUGUGCCCACUUUUAGAACAGUCAUUUCAGUGUGGUGAUCAUCUUGUUAAUCUUAAUUUCAAAAUGCAUACGUCACUAUUGCUAGCACAAACAGGCUUCUGAAGUGGCUUGUGAUAACAAUUGGAUAGGAUUUAUAAUCUGCUUUAGGUCAAGAGAAAAACUUACACCUGUUUCAUUAAGCUCUAAGACAAGGGGGUAAAUCUCUGGUCCCCCAGAUGCUGGUGAACUGCAACUGACCUCGUCGCUGGCCAUUGACUAGGCUGGCUCAGGGGAGUCCAGCAACAUCUGGAAAACUCUAUGUUCCACAUCUGGGAUCUAGGACAUGACAACUUUUACCAGGGGGUUAAUAGGAACAUCUGUUGUCAAAUAAAGUCUUAGUUCCAUUGAGCCAAUAUUACACCUCUGACAUGAUUUAAAACUGUUAUAUGGUGGAUUUGGGGGAGCAAACAUUUUCGCUUCAAAAAAGGUUAAUUCCCCCUCCAAUGUUUCCCUUUCUCCCCAGUUUCGAAAAAAAAAUUCCCCCUUGGGUCAAAAAUGGGGGGGGGGGAUUUUUAUGGGGGAAGUGUAGAAUUUCUCAUUGAUAGUGCAGGGGAAGAGGAUAGUAAUUCAGAGCAGCCAAGACACUGCAGAUCAGAGGCAACAGAAGACAGACCCUGUCUAUACAGUAGAUGUCUUUACACACCAAUGCUAGAAGCCUCCCAGCCAAGAUGUUCUUAAGAGGAUGGAAUUAAUAUAGUGGGUGAGAACCAGUAGAACAUGGCUCUCUCUGGAUACGAGCUCCCCAGGAUGUGCAGGAGGUGGUGUUGCUCAGUCCUUCAAAGAGAGCAUGAAGUCCAGCAAGGGGCAGGAAAUGUUGUUGUGGCGAGUCUUCCACCACUUUCAGGUAGGUGGGGCAUUCAUGUGUUCCAGUCACAGCAAAGCAGUGACAUUCCCCAUGGGGAUGAAAUGAACAUGACUUGCUCAUAACACUCUCAUUGUUGUGUUUGUGGUCCCUGUCCAGCAAAGGUAAAGAAUUUAGAGCAUUGCUGACUUCAUUCUUCACUACAUAAAUGGUGAACUUACUUGUACUAUUUCUUCCUCCAUUUGGAGAUUUAUAACUCGAUGAAAGCAGGAAGAUGUGGUCCUGGUUCUCUCCCCCCCCCCCGCCCCCAGUUCAGGGCAUGAUGCAGAAUUAUUAAAGGUGAAGAAUUCUGGUGCAGGGAACUAUACCAAUACUUUUUGUUUUGUUAGGAAUUUGUGGGUUUAAAACUUGGCUUUGGGCACAUGUCAUGGAUGGCAUAGAAAACAUAUCAGCUAGGAAGCUAGACAAUAACUUGGUUGCCUCUUCUCAACAAGAUCAAAACAGCAUCACCAGACUCCACCCAGAUACAAAUAAGCCCAGUCAAACUACUGAAUGGCACUGGCCUAGUGGUGGGGUACCUUUUCUGGUGAGGAGACCCUACCUCCAGUUGUUGGAGGUCCAAAGAGCAGCACUGGCCUGUUUGAAAGUCCUUUUGCAAACAGCUCCCCAUGGAACCUCUGAAAACUAGAGGUUUAAAGAGCAGCAUGAGGCUCUUUGCAAAGGGGAUUUUGAACAGGCCCACACUGGGCAUUGGCUGCAUGUACCUGGUCCCAGCAGGAGAACUGAGCAGGAUGUAACCAGUUAAUCACCAGUGGUUAAAUCCUGCUGCUUUGACUACAUGUAUCAGUUCCCAGCUGGGAAAGUUGUGCUCGCAGCUGACACAGAAUCAAGCCCCACCCCCCACACUCAUCAGUUGUCAUUGCAGCCCCCAUCCAAGUGACAUCCAAGUGAUUGGCAGGUGGGCAUGGCUUAAUUUUUUAGAGGCCCUGAGGGGGAAAAUUGACACCCACCCACGCACCCUUAAUGGGUCAAGACUGGCCCAUCAAAAGCUUCCUCGCAAGGUGGCAUGAAAAUGUUUGCUUCCACCAUUUGGCUCAUUUCUAACUGAAAAUGUGACUUUGUGUGUGUGCUUCUCCAGUCCAUGUCCUAAGAGAAAGCUUGUAAUGCCUCAUAAAAGACCUGGUUCUUUCCUACAGUGCAUGGAUGUGAUUCCCAUUUUCAUGAAGUAAGAUCAAAUAGAUUCAUAAUAAGAGCAGCCACCUUCAUUGGAUAUGGAAUCAUAUGAGCAGCUGUUUUAAAAUACUGUCAUUUGGCAAGCUAUUUAUUAGGGGUCCGUCAAUAGCAAGCACAAUAUUUCACAUGAGUUGCACAAUUUUUCUGUUAAUAAGGUAUUUGUAAUAAUUAAAAGCCUUUUAUUGGAGGUCUUUGGGGAAACUAAUUGCAAAUGUUCCUGUGGUAACUUUUUUUAUUCUUAUCUUGGAGAUUAUGAACAGACAUUGAAUUCUAUUAUUAGUUAAGUACUUGCAAAUAUUUCAAUAUUUGAAUCAGCCACACAUUAAAAAAGAAAAUAAUUUCAGUGCUGGGGAUAUUGAGGAUUAAGUUUUGAUUCCAAUGAAUUCCAAAAUCUGCUGUUUGUCUUACAUUUGAAUGGUGACUGUAUGCAUUAAAGGCAGGUUUGGGUUCACAUCUUCUGCCUUGACAAUACAGAUGAGGAAAUAAUGUGAGGAAAUAACAGUGUUAUUUAAAAA
Podarcis muralis (Common wall lizard) is the source of this 8935-nucleotide messenger RNA. RefSeq names its product adenylate cyclase 1 (gene ADCY1). NCBI's taxonomy places the organism in Eukaryota, Metazoa, Chordata, Lepidosauria, Squamata, Lacertidae. Gene Ontology annotation, cellular component: plasma membrane. The record is from RefSeq and is a predicted model, not a curated record. Gene Ontology annotation, molecular function: adenylate cyclase activity. Gene Ontology annotation, biological process: adenylate cyclase-activating G protein-coupled receptor signaling pathway; cAMP biosynthetic process; intracellular signal transduction.